GUUCCUGUUGACUGAAUGGCAGGUUGUUCAGCUCGGUAGUUGAGUUGUGUAUUAGUAGUAUCAGCAGCAGUGUGAGGUGUGAAUGAACUGGUUUACCGGGAGGUGACAGAGAUGUCUUGGAGCUCAGCAGGUCGGCGGGGAUGUGUCGGACUCCUCCGCUGCUGGUCCCUCACAGUCGGUGCCAGGACACCCGUGACCCCUCACUGCCCUCUGCAUGCUUCACGGUUCUUCUCCAUCUCUGCCUCUGUGAGGUCUCCAGCACAGGAGGAGGUGAACCAGCCUCUGAAGCGGUGGUCCCUGGCGGUGAGUCCCUUCAGCACGGUGCGGGCACAGCUGGGCUGCAGCAUCUCCAUCCAGCCGCUGGACCCGCACGCCUUCCCUGAGGCUGACCGAGCCUUCAUCACAGUUUACGGGACAGACAUCGAGCAGGAGGUCUGUCUGGAUCACUUACACGUCCACUAUGAUGACCAGAGCAAAGAGCUGCUCAUUUCAGCUGAGAGGAUCAACAGCAGUGUGUCUAUUGAUCUGACUGCACCUAUCAAAAGUAAUGUCUUCAUUACUGCUCAAGGAAAAGGCAACGUGCAAGUGAAGAAAAUGGAGUGUGAUAUCUGCAAAGUGAAAACAGAGAAGGGAAACUGUCUGCUGCACUCUGUCAAGGGUCAUCAGGUGGAGGUCCAGUCACAUGGAGGACACGUUACAGGUGUGGGCACUAUCCAUGGCAAUGUGGACAUCAGCACAAGUGGAGACAGUGAAGUGGAUGUCAAGAAGCUUCAGGGCACCACAAUGAAGGUUUCAACAGAAUGUGGCCCUCUGAAGGUCAAAGCCAUCUACGCAGAGUCCACCUGCAUCUCCUCCAACUCUGGGAGAAUAGAACUGGGGCACGUACACGGUAACGCCACAGUGAAGAACGUGUCUGGAGAUACAGUUAUUGAUGGUUCAAAUAGUUUGCUAAAGGUCUCCUCUCACAGCGGAGCCAUUGAUGUCUAUGUGGGAGACGGUGGCAGUGCCGAACUCCACAGUGAGGAAGGAGCGGUGUGUGUGCGUGUCCCCUCCUCGUUGAAAGCAGGGGUGGAGCUCCGUGGAGCGUCUGUGGAUAUCAGCCCAGAGGUUGUUCUGCAUGGAGUAGAAAACAACACGACUGAAAGCCAAACCACAGUUACCGGCUGUAUAAAUGCAGAGUCCCCAGUGGAGCAGUGGGUUAGAGCUCAGGCAGACAGAAACUCCGUCAGACUGAAGACACAAAGCUGGUUUGAGUCCCUGAAGCUGGGGAGCUGAGCCGUGACCUCAGUUCUGUGGUUUGUGCUGAACUGUCAGUGGUUUGGACGUUAAUGAGAAACUGUUUGCUUGCUCAUAUUUCUGUAUGUUUACUUGUGAUGUGAGAUAUUGCCAGCGACUGAAUGCCCUCUGUAUGGUAUGUAAAUACUAUAAAAUAUAUUGUAUGUCUUAAAACUGU
Molecule: messenger RNA, 1453 nt
Organism: Epinephelus fuscoguttatus (brown-marbled grouper)
Lineage: Eukaryota; Metazoa; Chordata; Actinopteri; Perciformes; Serranidae
Gene: fam185a
Product: family with sequence similarity 185 member A
Exons: 8
Coding region: 112-1275 (387 amino acids)
Source: RefSeq, a predicted model, not a curated record